GGCAUAAGAGCACUUGAGGAUAAUGUACUGACUGACAAGAAAACUGUUGAACUCCAUAAGUUCCCGUUACUUUACUAAAAGCAGGCCAGAAAUGGAGUAAAGAAUCAGUUCAAGUUCAAGGGAGUUCAGAAUGGCAUUUGAGGGGCAUCAGAGCACAUUCGCAAAUUCACUCUUUCCGACAUACCAGCGUCAGGCCAGUGUAAAUGUAGGUGGUGGAAACAACGGAAACGCGACAUUGCCCUUCUUUUCCAUCCCUAGUGUCUCACUGCAGGAACAGGACACAGUAUCCUACAUGCCUUGGUCUCACAAUGCUCAUGAUGAUCCCUAUGAACUUAUCAAUUGUGUCCAGAGCAGCAUUAAAAGCAGGAAUCCUACUGAUAAUACUGAUUAUGAUGUAGAGACUGAUCUGCAGGGUCUAGUGUCAAGUAUUUUGGAUGAAGCAGAUUCACAGGGCAGCUACUACAGUGAAGGGGGCCUACCUACAUGUAAUCCUGUCUGGUCUCCUAAGACAUUGAGAGAGGAACUGCUACAGUAUUUUCAAUCAGAGGCUAAAACACAACAUAACCCUACCUUUUCUCCAAACUAUGUAUCCCGUGAGGCUUUCAACAAAGCACAGGGACAGUCAAUGGACAAAGAUGUUGAAGAGUUUUGUCAACAGUCCAAUUGCCUUGCUACCAAUCAACAGUGGCUUUUAAAUUUGUCUAAUGGAGACAAGGACAGCUACACCCUCCGUCCUCAGAAACUUCCACCAGGCCUACCGAUGCACAACACAGUAAACGCAUACCCACACACACAGAACACAGUAAACGCAUACCCACAUAUACAGAUACAACAAAGCAAAUAUGACAACACGUCAGCUGAUAAAGACAGAGGAACUAAUCGGCCUGUGAAUAAUUUCCCUGACCUCAGUGAUGUUUUAAGACCUCAAAACGAAAUCAACAACCCCUGCUUUGAUCCUUACAAUGAAGACCACUACAUCCAGAGCAGUGCCAAGUCCAUUAGUAAUGAGCAGUAUGUGCCACAAGACAUUAACCAACUGGUCAGCAGUUUUCAGUCGUUCAUGGCUGGUGAGCAUGAUAGCCUUUGUCGUAGAGACUUUCCAAACAUGCACAAGCAGACAUUUGGCAUGCUCCAUGAAGACGGCAUGGUUGAGCAAUGGAAAAUCACCAGUCCUGCAGUGUCAACACAAAGUACCCCUGCAAUACAGACACAAAAACAGCUGUUGGGAGAAUAUGGGAUAGUGCAGAGAGAAAGAAAUGGAGGAGUCAGGAAAAAAACAUUUAAACACGAUGCCCUUCAAGAUCUACCUGGUUUCAGUUCUCAAAACACAGAGUACUUCCAACAACCAGAGCCAUUCUCUGCAUCUGUGAAACUCCCAAACCAAUACCAAAACAAGAUGAGCAUGCAAAGAGAGAACAUUAACAUGAGCAUGAACCAGUAUUCAAAGCAUCACAGCCAGCAGGGUCAGAUGCAGAACAAGCCACAGAUGCAGAAAGAAAAGAAGAUGGUGCAAAUGUCUGGCAUUCUGGGAGAAGGUUUCUCUACCAGACCCCUAACCCACACUCGCAUGAGAGAUGGAGAUAAGAAACAGGUUUUCUCACAAAACCCAUACUAUGACCUUCAGGGAGGCAUGCAGUCUCAGAGAUUUGAUGGAGAAAUCAGCAUCAUCAGUGCAGGGAAUACACAGCAAGGCAUGCCUCUCACAUAUCCUGUAAGUGAUUUUAGAGGACGUCCCAGCAUUCCCAUUAACUCUUACUUCAGCUCCAGAUCCAUGCUCCCCUAUGGAAGUGUUGCUCCUGGCAUGGAUGUGUGUGAUAUGUCAGGCAGUGAGUCUGCAGCUUUCAAGUCCUAUGUCAGUGACAUGAUGACCCGCGGAGGAGAGAGCACUUAUCAUGGCAUGGCCUCAGCUAUGAUAACUUCAAUGGUGAUGAAUCAAGGAGGACCCAUGAUCCAGCUUUACUUCUACCUGGACGAGUGUUAUGAGCAGUGGAGGUGUUUGGAGAAGGAGAGAAAGAGGAUAGAGGCGAUCCUCACCAAGACAUUUCAUGGGAAACGGACUGCAGCAGUGACCAACACUACUCUACCCAAAACUCCACCAAACCCCACGAGAAUUGACCACCUCAUUGUCAAACAGAACAGAGAGCAGGCAAAGGUGGCAAGCCUUCUGGAUAGGAUGGAGUGUCUGUGCAACAUUCCUCUCCAUAUCAACAUCCACACAGCACUAAACAGGCAUCAUAUGGCUAUUCGCAUCACCCAGGCGAGACGCAAGGAGGAGAUAGCCAACAUGUCCAAACACCAGCAGCAGAGAGCUCAUUUCACAGAGGACAGAGACAUCCUGCUACUGGUCGUCGCACUGAAGGACCUAGCUGCUACCACGAGGAAGCUCUGCACAGCCAUGUGGUGUGCUCUCCAGAUGACACUGCCAAAACCUGUCAAAAGGCAGGAUCACUACGUUGACAAGGAGGCCACACGUAGAGAGGGGUACUCCUCUCCAAUUGAGGGAUACUCUUUUAAGUUAUGAUUCAACAGGCAACAAACAUGAGUUAAAGGCCUUGAUUCAAUUAAAUCCACAUCAGAAUUCCCAAUUUCCCAAGUUUCCCAUAGACAACAGGAUGAAAUAAAAACAAAUGUUUUUAUAGUAUUACUCGCCUGACAGUCUAUAGUGACAUUUUACCUGCAACACAUCAAUCACCUCAAAAUAUGAGAUGAAUGAGAUUUGAAGUUUGAUGAUGGCUGUGCUUUUUGGCACCAAGGACCUUCAGGUUGCUAACUUUGGUCAAGUAGGAAUUGCAUGUCAUCGUCAUUUAUGCUGCUGCAUGUUAACUUCAUUUAUCAUUUAAUUAGUGUCAGUUCCAAAUUCAUGUGAAUCUUGCUCCAUCACCGUUGUAUUUAAAGACACUAUUUAUGUGGAGGAUUUCAGUGAAUUCUUCAUUGUUUUACUUAUUUAUUGAAAUGUAAUGGAACCUCAGUUCUGGGUAUUCCCAAGCAAUAAUUGAAUCAUAAGGGCAGUAGUUUAAAAUUAACAUGCUAAAUAUUAAAAUCUUUUCUGAAAUGUUCCAAUUCAUUUCAGCAUUUUCAGGUUGUCUUAUGUAACUUUAACAUGCUUUAAUCAGAAAAAGUUCUAUUCAUAUGCAAUUUGGUGAAGUUUGAACUGUGAAGGUACUGAAACUUCUGAAGAAAAAGUUCAGUGUUUUAAAUGUAAAUGUAUUAAUCACAUUCUUCAAAAACAUUUAGUAUUAAAUAAGAUUCUUAUCAGUGAUAUGUAACAUAGCUGAGUUCAAAAUUCUCUGGAUACAGGUUAUCCAAGUCUUCAAAGUUUAGUCUUUGAAGACUUGCUCUAUAUCAGUUGUUUAAAAUGCAUGUGAUAACUUUUACAAUGUUUUCUGAAAUGUUUCAGUUAGUUUCUGAAACUUUAAUUUGUCUUCUAAUAAUUCAUCUCUGUAAUAAUCAGAAAACCUUUAUUUAUCUGCUAUUUAGUCAAAAGUUUGAACUAUAAAAAAAGAUACUGAAACUUUAAAAGUUCUGUUUUAAAUGUAUUAAUCACACUUUCCAUCAGAUUAUUUUCAUUUAGUAUUAUCAAAUAUCUUUAAUUCUUCAUUGAAAUAUAACUGUUUGUCCACUAGGGACCAAAGCUUGUAUCCAUUACAAAGCAAGUCAAGCCACAGGCAUUAGUCUGUAGACUUAUUCUGUAUCAACACUCCUCUGACUAUGCUUUGUGACUAUGAACAGGGUCGUUCUAUUCCCUGUAAUUUUAAUGUUCAUGUUUGUUUUUUUCCUUGUUUCUUGCCAUGUAAACUGAAAAACUAAAAAUAAAGCAAAUCAAAUGGCUGAAAGUGUUUUUUAUUACUUUAAAAAGAUGAUGAACCUCAUUAUAAACAUUCAAAUCAUGGUACAUGAUAUAUUUGAGGUAUAAUUUAGCAACCGGUCCUUUGUUCUUGAGCUCACACAAAAUGCAUAGACUGUAAAACUGAAACCUAAAGCAAUGAAAAUUAAGUAAAAACAUUUGACAUGAAAAUUGCCUUUACUUGUGUAGAAAUUAAAGGUAUUUGCAAGAUAUCGGCACAGAAGAUAAUAGCAGAAACUGGAUUGAGUUACUUUUUAAGUGUGUCUCCAUUUUUACCACAAUUGAUCCAAUUUAUGUUUUAGGUGAAUACUUUGUUCAUAUCAGUGGUAACUGUCAAAGCUUAGCUGAAGCAUGUUUCACAGUCACUGGAACGACAUCAUAUUGGCAGAGACUUAAAUAAGUACUUUUUUUUUUGUCAUCAACAAGACUUGACUAUUGCAA
Messenger RNA from Seriola aureovittata, 4285 nucleotides. RefSeq names its product minamoto (gene meioc). Gene Ontology annotation, cellular component: cytoplasm; nucleus. The transcript is spliced from 8 exons. Gene Ontology annotation, biological process: male meiosis I; mRNA stabilization; female meiosis I. NCBI's taxonomy places the organism in Eukaryota, Metazoa, Chordata, Actinopteri, Carangiformes, Carangidae. Bases 131 to 2521 code for a protein of 796 amino acids. The record is from RefSeq and is a predicted model, not a curated record.